GUUGGGGGGCCGGCUGGAGGGAGGUUCCGCCGGGCUCCCGGCUUCUCUGGCUCAGUGUCCCCUACUCUGGGGAUCUGUCCCGAGCGGUCGGCGAGCUCCAGUGUGAAGUGAUUUGGAGCUUCGGACAAACGAUUCUUAGGAUCCAUGCUGUCAGAAGUCCUGCUGGUGUCCGCUCCAGGGAAAGUCAUCCUUCACGGAGAGCAUGCUGUGGUUCAUGGCAAGGUAGCACUGGCUGUGGCCUUAAACUUGAGAACAUUCCUCCGGCUUCAGCCCCACAGCAAUGGGAAAGUGUGCCUCAACUUACCAAACAUUGGCGUCAAGCGGGCCUGGGAUGUGGCUGAGCUUCAGCUGCAGGAUACGAGCUUUCUGGAGCAGGGUGACGCCACAGCGCCCGCUGCAGAGCAAGUGGAGAAGCUCAAGGAGGUGGCUGGCAUCACCCAGGACGGCGCCAAUCCUGAGGGUCUGGCUGUGCUGGCCUUUCUCUACCUGUACUUGUCCAUCUGCCGGAAGCAGAGGGCCCUGCCCAGCCUGGACAUCACGGUGUGGUCACAGCUGCCCACUGGGGCCAGCCUGGGCUCCAGCGCCGCCUACUCUGCGUGUAUGGCUGCCGCUCUCCUGACCGCGUGUGAGGAGAUCCCAAACCCGCAGAAGGACGGGGUGUCCGCCAGCAGGUGGGCCGUGGAGGAUUUGGAACUAAUUAACAAGUGGGCCUUCCAGGGGGAGAAAAUAAUUCAUGGCAACCCAUCUGGAGUGGACAACGCUGUCAGCACCUGGGGAGGAGUGCUCCGGUUCCAACAAGGAAAGAUCUCCUUCCUAGAGAGGCCACCGCUUCUGAAGAUCCUGCUGACCAACACCAAAGUCCCUCGCAGCACAAAGACUCUUGUGGCCAGUGUCAGGAGCCGGCUGCUCAAGUUCCCAGAGAUCGUGACACCCCUGCUGACCUCCAUCAACGCGAUUUCACUGGAGUGCGAGCGGACGCUGGGGGAGAUGGCUGUGGCCCCGGCACCGGAGCACUACCUCGUGCUGGAAGAGCUCAUCGACAUGAACCAGCACCAUCUCAAUGCCCUUGGCGUAGGCCAUGCCUCACUGGACCAACUCUGCCGGGUGACCAUGGCCCAUGGACUGCACAGCAAGCUCACCGGCGGGGGCGGCGGUGGCUGUGGUAUCACGCUCCUCAGGCCAGAUCUGGAGCAGCCGGAGGUAGAGGCCGUGAAGCAGGCUCUGAAUGACUGCGGGUUUGACUGCUUGGAAACCAGCAUCGGGGUCCCCGGCAUCUCCGUCCACUCGGCUGCCUUCCUGGACCCCUCCGUGCGCCAAGCCCUGGAUGGUCUCUGAGAUGAACCUGUGCUGCUGCAGCCCCACCAAGAAGCCACUUCCUGGGGUAUUCUAGGUGCCAGAGUCAGCUUCUGUGCUGGCCAGUGGGCCCCAAGGCCCCCUACGCCGGCCUUCCCCGCGGCCACACCCCUCCAUUUCUAGCAGUGUGAUCUGGAACCAGCACUGGGCUGGGGUCCCUGGAAGACCCGGCCUGUGUCCUGCCUUCUCUUGAGCUGCCUAGGCAGUGGGGCCAUGUGGGGUCCUCUGUAAUGUGAGGGGAUCCUUCCUGUCCUCCCUGAAGCUCCCACACACCCAUCUGCUUUGGGCCGCUGCCACCUUCUCAAACCCUCUGUCCACUUGGUUGGACACUUGGAUGCAGUGUGCCUUCUCCCUCCCUCUGCCUUUACCCUUCCACCCGUCUCUCAGGGUUUGGUCCCUUCCACCUCCUCCGGGAAGCCUUCCCUGACCACCGCCAGGAUGACCCUGGUCCCACCUUCCUCCCUGCACACCCUGCCCUGUUUGAAUCCUUCAGCAUUUCGUGUGCUCUGUUCUUCUCUCCAGCUAGACCAUGGGCCCCCCAGCAGUUGUGUAGGUGGUGGUCUUUGCUUUCUGUCCUCCCAUCCCAGGGCUGGCUGAAGUCAUGGUUAAUGUACCCAGUUUCUGCCAGUCUGUACCCACAGGUUUUGCAGAAAAGAUGGCAGAAAGGAAAUAAAAAGCUCUUGAGUAAACCAGGGCUUCCCUGGGAGUCCAGAAAGAAGGGUGACCGUCGGAUAGAGUCU
Molecule: messenger RNA, 2093 nt
Organism: Enhydra lutris kenyoni (northern sea otter)
Lineage: Eukaryota; Metazoa; Chordata; Mammalia; Carnivora; Mustelidae
Product: mevalonate kinase
Exons: 11
Coding region: 145-1335 (396 amino acids)
Biological process (GO): cholesterol biosynthetic process; isoprenoid biosynthetic process
Cellular component (GO): cytoplasm
Molecular function (GO): mevalonate kinase activity; ATP binding
Source: RefSeq, a predicted model, not a curated record